AUGAGCACAACUUCAGUCAAGACUAAAGAAGCAAUCCAAAAGAGUGUAAAACCCCAACUGCAAACGCAACUGCGUAAAGUCGUGUUUAAUAUUUCACAUAAUUUCAAAGUCCUCAAGAUUAUAGGAGAAGGAGCUUACGGGAUAGUUGCGUUGGCUGUGCAUUUACCCACAAACACCAAAGUAGCAAUAAAAAAGAUUGAACCGUUUGAACGGCCCUUAUUUUGUCUCAGGACUCUUCGUGAAAUUAAGUUGUUGCAAAAGUUCAACUCACACGAAAACUUAAUCAAGUUGUAUGAUGUUCAAAGGCCAACAAAUUUUAACUCAUUCAAUGAAAUUUAUUUGAUACAGGAGUACAUGCCUGGAGACUUGCACCAGAUUAUUCAGACCCAUGUAUUGAGUGACCAACAUGUACAGUUUUUCAUCUAUCAAAUAUUGAAAGCAUUGAAGUUGAUUCACAGUGCCAAUGUAAUACACCGAGACUUAAAGCCGUCAAACAUAUUGGUUAACGAAAACUGUGAUUUAAAAAUCUGUGAUUUUGGCUUAGCCAGACUUGAUUCGGUUGGGAUGCGUACCAAUAAGAUUUCAUCAUUGACAGAAUAUGUUGCCACCAGAUGGUAUCGUGCACCUGAAAUUAUACUCAAUGCCUCACAUUACUCAACUGCGAUAGACAUGUGGUCAGUUGGAUGCAUAUUGUUUGAGUUGUUGACUUACAAGGCCGUGUUUCCAGGAUCAGACUACAUGAACCAAUUAACCUUGAUCUUUGAAUUGUUGGGCACACCCUCGGAAGAAGAUAUGGAAGUAAUUAGAUCCAAAAGAGCCAAGUUAUUUAUCAAGUCUUUACCAGUCAGGUCACGAAUCAACUUUCACACUUUCUGUUCGAACCACCCGUGUAGGCGAAUCAGGCAUCAAAAUCGAGACUUGGAGGUGAACCCACUGGCUAUUGAUUUAUUAGAGAAAAUUUUGGUGUUUGAUCCUAGCAAAAGAUUAACAGCAAAAGAAGCGUUGAAACACCCCUAUUUGAGUAGCUAUCACGAUCCAUUAGAUGAACCGCUGACUUCACCUAUACCCAUGGAGGAGUUUGCAUUUGAUGUUGAAAAAAAGGAUUUGGAUGUUGGCGACCUAAAGAGAUUAAUUUACAACCAAAUCGUGUCAAAUAAAAACUCUAAUAGUUGA
Messenger RNA from Lodderomyces margitis, 1173 nucleotides. RefSeq names its product Cek2p (gene CEK2). The record is from RefSeq and is a predicted model, not a curated record. Bases 1 to 1173 code for a protein of 390 amino acids. Gene Ontology annotation, biological process: protein phosphorylation; intracellular signal transduction. Gene Ontology annotation, cellular component: cytoplasm; nucleus. Gene Ontology annotation, molecular function: ATP binding; MAP kinase activity. NCBI's taxonomy places the organism in Eukaryota, Fungi, Ascomycota, Pichiomycetes, Serinales, Debaryomycetaceae. The transcript has a single exon.